AUGGUGCGCCCACUAGGCCUGCCGGGACCCGGCGUGAUCUGGCGAGAAAAGAUCCGACGUCUUCUCCCGCCUGUCAUCUCGUCGUUUCUCUGCUUCGUGUUCGUCGUGGUCAAGCCAUUGAGCAGCUUGGGGGGACAAUAUGCCUUCUUGUGCUAUACAUCCCUACUACUCUUCUGCUUUCCGGGCGGCACUAUUGGCGGGCAGCUCGAGGCUACCAUUCUCGGCAUACUCUUCACGGUCGCUGGCCUCGCAUGGGCAAUAGUCACUUUGGCUAUAGCUGCCUACUGCGGCCGAACGUACAGCUCCGACGGAGCGGAGGCAAGGACCGUCCUUGGCCUGGGAUUGGCGACACUUGCCUUCAUUGCCGGAUUCAUCCGGAGCUAUGCCCCUCGUCUGACUCUGGCUAGCCGAAUCGGACUCUUCUUCCCGGUGUUCCUUCUCACGAGCGAACAAGCAAUUACUCAGGUCACUGCUCGACUCUUCCUCGAGCAGUUCUACAUUGCCCUCUUCGCAGCCGCGUUCGGUCUCGUACCUAUCGUCCUGCUCGGUCACCGCUCGUCCGGGCCGGCCCUCGGAUGCGCCCUCCUCGGAUCGCUCUCCUCGGUCCAAGAAGUACUACCUAUCUCCCUCACUGUGUUCCUCGAGGACGAGGGACCUACUGCUACACCGCCAGCAUGGCACAAAGCUGUCUCGCCAGACCCUACUUCGUCUCCCUCCCAGCACGCAGAGCAAGCCAAAGAGCUCAAAUCCCGUACCGCCCGAAUCAGCCCCCUCCUCAAAGCCUACUCGAAUGAGAUGCUUUAUGCCCGUUCUCCGCCCACACAUCUCCAACCCAUCGUUACCGCUCUCAAAGCCGUCUCGCGCAACCCCCUGCUCGGUUCGUCGAACCACACACCCGGCGAGCGGAUCCAAGCGGCCCUCCUCCGCGUCAGGCAUCACUCUUCCUCUCGCCCCACGAGCGCCCUCGGUACGCCCAGAAGAGGCUCGUCAAAUCCUCGACAUAGCGACGGGGGCCGGUUCGCGCAUGAGCUGGAGAAACGGUUGGAUGCGGUGCCGUCUUACCUCCGGAGUGAGGUACCGAUGGCGAGGCAGGCGCAUACGCCCACGGUGACAGCAACUCCGGAUACGAGGCUAGCGGAGCGGUGGACUGAGCUCUCACGCUGUGUCUGCGCGGCGGUACGGAUAUCCGGAGAUCGUAUAGCGGGAGUCUGGGCCUGGAUCAAUCCUUUCUCUUCCUCUCAGCUGCCCGAAUCCGCGGUCCGCUCGGACCUCGUUAGCGCCAUCAAAGCCUUCGAGACCGACCUAGAGCUAGCGCUCGAUCCCGAAGAGAGCUUUUCUCGGGCUCUCAGCGGCUCUCGGACACCUGCGCGGACUCAGGAAUGGCGGCACUCGCUCGAGACCCACACCGAAAGGGACAACUUCCGGCUCGCGUUCCACAUGAUAUCGCUCCUGGAUCUAGGGCGGGACGUGCUAAAGCUGUACGAUGUGGUCGAGAGAGUCACCGCGGCGGCGCCAAAGGAGAAGAGGCGGUACAUCCCCUACCUACAUCGGUGGAUCCGGUCGAGGGCGGACGUGCAGCCUACCGCCUCGGGUGCUGCAGACGAGACCAGCCCGCCAGACCCAACGGGCGGCCUCGACUUCAUCCAGGCUGCUCUGCGGCGAGAGCACCAUGCUCAGCUGGAAUCAAGGGGCCGGCUCGACGCACUACGUCUGCUCUGGCGUUCUGUGUGGGACAGCCACAAAAUACUACUGGCCCGCAUCGGCGUAUCCCGAUUCCUCCACUUGUCUCGACACUCUCGACACAGCCGCUUCGCCCUCAAGCUCACACUGGGCAUCUCGCUCCUUUCCCUUCCUGCCUUUCUUCCGCCCGGCUCUCUCGGCAGGAUGUGGUUCGAGGACGUUCGGGGCGGCUGGGUCUUGGCGAGCUACCUCUACGUGCUGGAAGUCCAUACUGGGGCGAUCUUUCGAGUUGGAUUCUUCCGGAUUGUUGGGACCUUCUCGGGCGCGCUGUUUGCUUACAUUUUCGCACUGAUUGCGCGGGACAAUCCAUAUGCACUCGUCACUCUAGCAACUGUUAUGUCCAUACCGAUCUCUUAUAUCAUCCUCUUUACUACCUUCCCUGGUGUUGGUACCGUCGCCGGCAUCACCCUUCCUCCGCUACUCUUCCUAAACUACCUUGACCUGUCAAUGGGUCGUGAUCCUUUCUUUCUCGCCUGGACUCGCUUUAUCGACAUCACAAUCGGGAUCGUUGCUGCUGUCCUCGUCGGCUCGCUCAUCUGGCCAGAUCACGCACGCGUCCGCUACUUCUCGGCUGUCCAUACCACCCUCGAACGGCUGACAGAUUACUACCUCCAACUCUCUCGCGACAAUCUCCGUUCCACGCUACUAUACCAGUCCGACCAAAAGAUCUACUCCGACCUGGACCGGUCGGUGCGGCGCGAGAUUGCCUCGGCGCGCACACUUGUCUCUGUUCAGCGGAACGAGGUAUCUCUCCUCCCGCGUCCUAUCCGGCUGUAUGGCGAGGUCCUCGAUGCCGCUGAGCGAAUCAUCGAAACCCUCACUGAGAUUCGGUUACUCCGGUUCAGCGUGCCAAGAAAGGAGACAGUCCUCGAUGUCUUGCCGAUCCGGAGCGAAUUCGUCUCGGCCGUCCUGAUUAAUCUGUGGGCAUGCGGCCAGGCGUUUCGAUCAAGAUCGCCACUUCCGCAAUUCCUCCCUAUGCCCCGCGUUGCGCUGGAAGAGCUGACGCAGGCGGUAGACGAGCAGCGGAGAGAGGGGCGGAGGCGGACCAGAUCAAGCCGACAGGCGGGCGCGUCGGGGUCUUCAUCGCCGUCUGCGCCGGCUGCAGGAGGAAAGGGGAGCAGGGAACAGCUGGCGAUGCUGUAUGCGAUGGCGGAGCACGAGGCUUUGGGGGAGCUGUGCGAUCUGAUAGAUGAGCUUAUCGCGGCUGCGAGGACACUUUUUGGGAGCCAAACCUUUCUCGACACAGCAAUCAGACAGCCCUUCACUGAGGGAAUAUGA
Messenger RNA from Dioszegia hungarica, 3018 nucleotides. RefSeq lists its product as uncharacterized. Gene Ontology annotation, molecular function: transmembrane transporter activity. The transcript has 10 exons. The record is from RefSeq and is a predicted model, not a curated record. Bases 1 to 3018 code for a protein of 1005 amino acids. Gene Ontology annotation, biological process: transmembrane transport. Gene Ontology annotation, cellular component: plasma membrane. Lineage: Eukaryota; Fungi; Basidiomycota; Tremellomycetes; Tremellales; Bulleribasidiaceae.